Molecule: messenger RNA, 2595 nt
Organism: Musa acuminata AAA Group (dessert banana)
Lineage: Eukaryota; Viridiplantae; Streptophyta; Magnoliopsida; Zingiberales; Musaceae
Product: chaperone protein dnaJ A7A, chloroplastic-like
Exons: 8
Coding region: 880-2241 (453 amino acids)
Biological process (GO): protein refolding; response to heat
Cellular component (GO): chloroplast thylakoid membrane; cytoplasm
Molecular function (GO): heat shock protein binding; ATP binding
Source: RefSeq, a predicted model, not a curated record
GGGUUUGCGUCGGAUUGGAUUACCUUGGGGCAAACAGCCAGGGCAGACUCGAUGCGCGGAGAGGGAGGAUGACAUGAUCUCGGAGAUCGCUUUCGCCGAGGCGGAGCUCGAUCGAGCAUGCACCGAAGGAAAACUCGAUGCGAGGAGAGGGAGGAUGAUCUGAUCUAGGAGAUCAAUUUCGCUGAGGCUGAGCUCGAUCGAGCAAGCACCGAAGGCAGAGUCGAUGCGAGGAGAGGGAGGAUGAGAUGAUCUCGGAGAUCGCUUUCGCCGUGGCGGAGCUCGAUCGAGCAAGCACCGAAGGCAAAGUCGAUGCGAGGAGAUGGAGGAUGAUCUGAUCUAGGAGAUCAAUUUCGCUGAGGCUGAGCUCGAUCGAAGGCCUCUCCGUCGCCGCCCCACAGAACUGACGCAGUGAGCGCUCGCUCCGCUUACCAUGCGGUGUGCCCGCGUGAAUUGAACCUGAUUAUGACCGUCGUUAUUUGACUCGGCAAGCGCUGAAUUCGGUUCGGUGAACACAGUGAACCUGAUCGGUUCGGUCCGGCUCAAACCAACCCGUCGGCAGCGGUACUGACCCUGGACGGUUCUAGAUGAUUCUUUGAGAUAGAGUGACGGAGAGCCCUCCGAUCAAAUCCGAUCCGACGACUGACGUCUGCCUUGGUGCACCAAUUGGACGAGAUCCGAGUCCCUGACACACAUAAGGCUCGUGUUGUCGUUCGCAUUCCGUCUUCCUCCGUCUCUUAUCCCAUUCCUCGGAACCAGACCGAGAGGUUCCCAGGGGAAGGGACAGGCGAAUCAUCGGUGCGGCCGCUUCUGCCUCCGCCGGUUCAGAGGGAACACAGGAGGUUGAAUUUGCCAUUAUUUUCUCCUUAGCUGCACAGGUCCAUGGCAAUUGUACCAUGUAGAGGUACUUAUGUGCCUCAGUUGGGGGUACAGCCUCAAGCAACACUUAGAAAUGCAUCUCCAGGAUCUUGGCCUUGUUGUAUUACUAAAUUGGUGCUGAUGCCUCAAAUUAGUACUUCAACAAGUAAGUAUCUGGCAUCAUCACAUGCAAGUUUCCUUGCCCCAGUGUCUUCAUCUGCUUUGUUUUAUAAUGGGCCACAUUUAAAUUCUAGGCGCAAUAGGGGAGCACGAUUCAUCGUUAGAGCUGAUCUAGAUUACUAUUCUGUCCUUGGUGUAUCAAGAAAUGCUAGUAAAUCUGAAAUAAAAAGUGCUUACAGGAAGCUUGCAAGGAGUUAUCAUCCUGAUGUGAACAAAGAACCUGGAGCAGAACAGAAAUUCAAGGAGAUCAGCAAUGUAUAUGAGGUCCUGUCAGAUGAUGAAAAGAGGUCAAUAUAUGAUAAGUACGGAGAAGCUGGCCUCAAAGGUGCUGGCAUGGGCACGGGGGAUUAUGGCAACCCAUUUGAUAUCUUUGAAUCAUUAUUUGAAGGCAUGGGAGGGAUGGGAGGAAUGGGUGGGAUGGGAGGAGCAAGAGCUGCUCGCAACAGGCCUAUGCAGGGUGAUGAUGAGAGCUACAAUCUUGUCCUAAAUUUCAAAGAUGCGAUUUUCAGUGUGGAGAAGGAGAUAGAGAUUACACGGCUAGAAAGGUGUGGAACUUGUGAUGGUUCUGGCGCCAAACCUGGCACGAUGCCAAGCAAGUGCAACACCUGUGGAGGUCAAGGUCAGGUUGUCUCUUCGGCAAGGACCCCUCUGGGUGUAUUCCAGCAAGUUAUGACUUGCUCAACUUGCGGAGGUACUGGCGAGUCCUCUACCCCAUGCAGCAGCUGUGGAGGGGAUGGGUGUGUGAGGAAGACAAAGAGGAUAAGCCUGAAAGUUCCAGCCGGAGUCGACUCUGGUAGUCGGCUGAGGGUUCGGUCGGAAGGGAAUGCUGGAAGGCGGGGUGGCCCACCUGGCGACCUGUAUGUGUUCAUCGAAGUUCUAUCAGACCCUGUGCUCAAGAGGGAUGGAACCAACAUUCUCUACACAUGCAAGGUAUCAUAUAUCGAUGCAAUCCUAGGGACUACCAUGAAGGUUCCGACGGUGGAAGGAAAGGUGGACCUGAAGAUUCCUGCUGGGACGCAGCCAGGUACGACCCUAGUUAUGGCUAAGAAGGGGGUUCCAUAUCUUGGAAAGCCAAACAUGAGGGGAGACCAGCUGGUUCGUGUGCAGGUAGAGAUCCCAAAGAGGUUAAGUAGUGAAGAAAAGAAGCUGAUCGAGGAGCUUUCCAACCUCAGCAAGUUUAAGACGGCAAACAGCAGGAGGCAGUAAAAAAAAAAAGAAAAACUAACUUCCCCAUUCAUCGGUGGCUGAAAUAUUCCAGCGUCCUAAAGAAGUGGAACAUUCAUGCAAGUCUUCAGGUGAUGGGGAGUGGUCCUUUUAAUACUAAUGCUUACGAAUUUGGUUAAUCUAGAAAUGAUAAACUCAAGAAUUGAUGAGUGUGAGCAAUAUUGCCUGACUUAGGAUGAGAUAUUAACCAAUUUCAUAUGUUUGAGGAUGAUAUUUCAUACAUAAAUUUUGCAAGGAUUUCAUGGUAAAAGCAAGGAAACACUUUUUAACGGCAAAAAUUGUGCUGCACUGCAAUUUUUCUUAUUGAAGUUGAAUGAAUAUGUUAACUUAUCACAA